AUGCAGUAUUAUGCAGUAUUAUGCGAUAUUACGUUGGUUAUGGAUUAUUAACAGAAAAAAUAUGUAUUUGUUAUGUAGCGACAGAGAGUAUUAUGAAGGUAUUAUGCAGUAUUAUGCGAUAUUACGUUGGUAUGGCCAUCGACAGAAAAUUUAUGUAUUUUUUAUGAAUUAUGAAGGUAUUAUGCAGUAUUAUGCAGUAUUAUGCGAUAUUACGUUGGUAUGGCCAUCGACAGAAAAAAUAUGUAUUUUUUAUGUAACGACAGAGAGUAUUAUGCAGUAUUAUGCAGUAUUAUGCGAUAUUACGUUGGUAUGGCCAUCGGAGGGAAUUACGGUCACAGUUUUGUAUCUCAAAUUUUCAGCCUCCUGAUUGGCUAGAGAUGCCGUACGGGUUGUGGUGUACGUAACGUCCGUGAAAGUAAAAAGGCAAACAAAGAUGGCAGAAAAGAUGUAGCGUAGCUGCAAAAUUCCACUGGCAUCAGGCACAAAAAACGCGAAGUAAGCUGUCUAUAGCUAACACACCUGAAGAUAGGAAUUCUAACAUCAAGCACCAGCAGGUAUGUGUGAAUAUGCAGUUUGUGAUGGAAUUUAUUCAUUACAACCUGAUUGUAAGAAAAACAACCGAUUAAAACGUUAUGAUGGAAGAACAGCAAAAUAGCAUAUUAUAAGCAUGAAAGUCGUUUUUGUUCUAUGGUAAUAGUUGUUGUGAUUGUUAUAAAUAAAUAUAUAUAAAAAUGAGUAAAAUUUGAAAAACCAGAAAGAGACGAUUGCUGUAAUAAUAUCUCCUAUAUAAUUUGAAAAAAGUCCGUCUGGGUGUGAGGCAAGGUAAAUUAUAUUUUCUACAAUUUUCUUUGCCUAAAGAAACAUCUUCUAAAACUAUGUUCUGUAUUUUGAAACUUUAAUUGUCUAAAACAAAUCACAUGAUAAAAUGAAAUAAUUUCAUUAGCUGGGAAUUUUGGCAGUUUUACCCUAAUUUAAAUUUGCUAAAGGUUUUUUAAAAUGGAAUACGAAUUUAUGUUUUGCGUUUGAAUGACGUUUUUAUAUGUCGAAUAUCCCAAAUAGAAAUUACUAUCUGCAAGGAAUCUUUUUACUCCUUGAUGGUUACUCAUGUUUCUAAUCAAAUAUUGGUAGAGCUUAGAGAUAUUUUAUAAUUUUGUUGUUUUGUACAACCUAUACUCAAUUUAUUUUGUUUUGUAAUUAUCUAAAAAAUAGAAAGUAACGAGCUGUGACUAUUGAAGACUGUUUACUUUUUGUUCUCAUUUUCUUGUAAUUUGAGUUAUUGUCGUGAGUUUUGUGAAAAAUAAUACCUUAAAUUUUGUUUUAUGGUAAAGAAAUAUUGUACACGAAUUCGUUUUUUUAUUCUUAACACCAGCAGGUUUAAUGUAGUUAUAUUUCCGUUUAUUAAUUCGACCUGUUAUCCCCUUUCACAGAGAUAGUUAUUUUUUUAAUUUCAUAGUUAGUAAGUUAAGUAUGGACGCCAUAAGUACGGAUGAAGUAGAAUAUGAUGCAAUGCUGACAUCAUUAGAAGAAGUUCCAGAGGUGUUAGUUGAAGACAUGGAGGUUGCUUCCAAUGUUAUUAUUGACAGUGGUUUAGAAGAUACUAAUUUCAGUAUCACGUCAACAGAUCUUGCCAACUCGUCCCAUUCAGUGGAGGCAGAGACAGAUAAAAAGAAAAUCGCAUUGGCAAAUUUAAAUAAAUGCCACGAAGCGUUAGAUUUGGAAACUUCAAUAACAACGGCAAUGCUUUCAUCUUGUUUUAAAGCGAGCAACGCGAUAAUAAAAGCAGAGGACACUUGCUUGACAAUGGCAGCAUCUGGUUAUUAUGAUGAUGUGUUUUAUUGCUCUGUUUUGCAAAUAGAAGUACCAGUUGGAAGAGUUUAUGUGUGCCGCCUUUUUGAAUCUGGUGGAUUUCAAGGGUAUUUUCAUAACGAAGGGCAGUGUUUUAUUCAGCAACGCUUAGGUUUAACGAAUGACCUGUUACCCUACCAUGUCUAUACAAUGGAUGAUGUCAACAUGGAAAAAAUCAGAUCUAGAAAAUUAUACCAAACAAUGCGCAAUUCUGAAAAUUGCAACGAAAAAAAGAAGAAUGUAACUUCAAGGAAUAUAAAAGGCAACAAAAAUAGUUUUUACAAUACUAUGAGCUCGAUUAUGCCAACCAUACAAUCAGAAAAAGUGAAAUGUCUAUUUGUUUUUGGUAUUACGUUGCACAACAGCCAAAAGUUUGAGGCAAAUGAAAAUAAAAUUGAGAAUCGGUACGUAUGUAACCUUGCGCGCAUGCGAUGAAAUGAUUAUACUGAAUUAUCCUUCUGUUUCCUAUUAUUUCUGUGUUUUUUUUUUGUAUUUUAGUCACGUUAUAUGCGAUAAUAAAGAAAUUUGUUCAACACUCCAACCUCAAAUUGUCAAAUAUCGUUCCAAGUCACUUUUUCACAAAGCAUACGGAGAUGUCUCCUUCAGCAAUAUCCCUCUGUGAUUUCUCUGAACGAUC
Hydractinia symbiolongicarpus is the source of this 2482-nucleotide messenger RNA. RefSeq lists its product as uncharacterized. The record is from RefSeq and is a predicted model, not a curated record. The transcript has 4 exons. Lineage: Eukaryota; Metazoa; Cnidaria; Hydrozoa; Anthoathecata; Hydractiniidae. Bases 1468 to 2280 code for a protein of 270 amino acids.